GGGAACAAUAGGAGGUGAGGACGGGGACUGGCCUGACUCCGUACUUCAUUCCACACACUGCUUUCAUACCAGCGGAAUCACACUCCGGCAAGAUGAGGUGUUGGGCAGCAUUCCUGGUGGUUCUGGUGGCUGGAUUCCACUUUGUCCCCAGUAUGGGACAAACUUACGGAAGCGGCAGUGCCAGUGGCAGUGGCACUGGCAGUGGUAGUGCUAGUGGCAGCGCGUUUGUGUCUGGUCAGACGGGGACAUCCGGCACAGCGGGAAGCGGGUCUGCAUCAGGUGGUCAAGGGGCGGGGCAGUUUAGCAACGGUGGCACUGGCAGUGGCUUCGCUGGGUCGGCAGGUGCUGGCCGUACCGUCGGUGCUGGUUUCGGUGCUGGAACUGGUGCUGCAGGACGCGGAGUUGCCGGAUUCCCUGGAUUCGUUGGCACCGCUGGCACCGCUGGCCAAGGUGGGGCCGGUGCUUUUCAGCGAGGCACGAGCGUCAUCCAGCAGCAGCCUACACCGACAGUCACUCAGACUGUAACCAUAGACAGGUUCACAACACUCACGGACAUCGUCUUCCAGAGCUACGGUGUGACCCUAACUCAGUUUGUGGUGGAGACUGCCACCAGGCCUGUGCAGCAGGUUGUGGUGACCCCCGUCAAUGACCAAGUGGCUAUCACCACCACCGUGCUUCACCGCCCAGAAUACAUCACACUCACGGAAACUAAGUCUGACUUCCGCCUAGCCGUGAGAACCUCAGUCAGCCACGUCACGCUCACCCACACCGCCUACAACAUCAUGCACGUGCCCUUCACCAUAACUGCCACCGAAACCGUGCACCUGACCUCCCCGGUGGUGAGGACCGUCAUCAGCACACAGCGACAGGUUGUCACGGAUUACCGCACCAUUGUCAACACCGUGUAUGCCCGUGGCGGAUACCAUUGACUUAACAUCACUUAUGCCCAUGGUGGUUACCAUUUAGUACUUCUAGUCUUGAUUAAUAAUGUGGAAUCAAUUAAUGUCUAGUUCAUAAUGCCAGAUCAUGAAUAAACCGCAGGUGCUAA
Molecule: messenger RNA, 1048 nt
Organism: Portunus trituberculatus (swimming crab)
Lineage: Eukaryota; Metazoa; Arthropoda; Malacostraca; Decapoda; Portunidae
Product: cell wall protein IFF6-like
Exons: 5
Coding region: 93-929 (278 amino acids)
Source: RefSeq, a predicted model, not a curated record